CGGCACAUCUUCGCGCAUUAUUCGUUGGAUCUUCGACGAAGGUUGUCGUGUAGUUGUUAGCUGAGGCUCCAUUACUUGCUUUCGCCAACUAUCGACCGACCAAGUCUGACGAAUUCUUCUUAGAUUUUUAUCAUCGAAAACUAAAAUCUCAAAAUGCGUGAAUGUAUCUCAAUCCACGUUGGACAAGCUGGAGUACAGAUUGGUAAUGCUUGCUGGGAGCUGUAUUGCUUGGAACAUGGCAUUCAGCCCGAUGGUCAGAUGCCAUCUGACAAGACUAUCGGAGGUGGCGAUGACAGCUUCAAUACUUUCUUCAGUGAAACUGGUGCAGGCAAACAUGUACCACGAGCAGUUUUCAUCGAUUUGGAACCUACUGUUGUUGAUGAAGUCCGCACAGGCACAUACCGCCAGCUAUUUCAUCCAGAACAAUUGAUCACGGGUAAGGAGGAUGCUGCGAACAAUUAUGCUCGUGGUCACUACACAAUUGGCAAGGAAAUCGUUGACCUCGUUCUGGACCGUAUCCGAAAACUGGCAGAUCAAUGUACUGGAUUACAAGGUUUCCUCAUCUUCCACUCCUUUGGAGGUGGCACUGGAUCAGGAUUCACGUCUCUCUUGAUGGAACGAUUAUCUGUCGAUUAUGGAAAGAAAUCCAAAUUAGAAUUUGCCAUUUAUCCAGCUCCUCAAGUCUCUACCGCCGUAGUUGAACCAUACAACUCGAUCUUAACUACGCAUACCACGCUCGAACAUUCCGAUUGCGCAUUUAUGGUUGAUAAUGAGGCUAUUUACGAUAUUUGCCGUCGUAACUUGGACAUCGAGAGACCCACAUAUACCAACUUGAAUCGUUUGAUCGGUCAGAUCGUUUCCUCGAUCACUGCCUCCUUACGAUUCGAUGGUGCGCUCAAUGUCGAUCUAACUGAAUUCCAAACCAACUUGGUACCCUAUCCAAGAAUUCAUUUCCCAUUGGUAACAUACGCACCGGUUAUUUCUGCGGAGAAGGCGUAUCACGAACAACUCAGCGUCGCAGAAAUUACAAACGCUUGUUUCGAGCCAGCCAAUCAGAUGGUAAAAUGCGACCCACGACACGGAAAGUACAUGGCUUGCUGUAUGUUGUACAGAGGUGAUGUUGUUCCAAAGGAUGUAAAUGCUGCUAUUGCCACUAUCAAAACCAAACGCACGAUUCAAUUCGUUGAUUGGUGUCCGACUGGAUUCAAGGUUGGAAUAAAUUAUCAGCCACCAACUGUCGUACCCGGUGGAGAUUUGGCCAAGGUACAACGUGCUGUCUGUAUGUUGUCCAACACAACGGCCAUUGCUGAGGCAUGGGCACGUCUCGAUCAUAAAUUCGAUCUUAUGUAUGCCAAGAGAGCAUUCGUUCACUGGUACGUUGGUGAGGGUAUGGAAGAAGGUGAGUUCUCCGAAGCACGUGAGGAUCUUGCAGCUCUCGAGAAGGAUUACGAGGAAGUUGGUAUGGAUUCUGCUGAAGGUGAAGGAGAAGGUGCUGAGGAAUAUUAAAUUUGCACCUAAAAGAAAACUUUCCAUUUGCUUAUAGGGCGUACAAGUUUUUCCUUAUGCAUGUUCAGUCCCACAGCAUUUGAUCGAAAGAUACGAAAAUAAAAGCAGAUCUAAAAAAACAA
Messenger RNA from Vespula pensylvanica (western yellowjacket), 1628 nucleotides. Its product is annotated as tubulin alpha-1 chain. Gene Ontology annotation, molecular function: GTP binding; structural constituent of cytoskeleton. Bases 154 to 1506 code for a protein of 450 amino acids. NCBI's taxonomy places the organism in Eukaryota, Metazoa, Arthropoda, Insecta, Hymenoptera, Vespidae. The record is from RefSeq and is a predicted model, not a curated record. The transcript has 3 exons. Gene Ontology annotation, cellular component: cytoplasm; microtubule. Gene Ontology annotation, biological process: microtubule cytoskeleton organization; mitotic cell cycle.